AUGCGAGUGUUGUGUGAACUUAACCUUAAUCAAGCUUCAGUCAGUCAAGUCAAUUGAAACCACUUUAAUCAAAUCACUUACUGAGUCUUAUUUAGUCGAGCAAGGUCCGAAUAAAAUCAAAGCUGGAGUUUGAUAAGGUUCUAAGACGCGAGUGCUGCAGAUUUGCUCCCCAGUCAAACCUGUGAAUGGAAGCAUUUGAUCUUGCUGAUCAAUACUAACCCAAAUGUGCGAGAAAGGUGUGAGGAAGUUCAGUGUGGUUGAGACUGGGUGUAGUCCCAGAGUGUGUGUGUGUGUGUGUGUGUGUGUGUGUUUGUGCUGAGCGGGGCUGUUUGCUGAAUCCUCUUGGCUCUCUCUGUGCCCGCACACAGUGCUCACUGGCAGCCAGGCGGACGGGCAGGGCAGCGCGUGCCAACACAGCUGCCUAUUGAGAGGCAGCGUUACGGACACAAUGUGAGCGACAGACUUGCUGUAUCAACAGCUCCCCCUUUUCUGCUGUUGUGGCCAGAAAUAAACCAUAAAUACCCCCCCUGUCCCUGCCCUCUAAUGGCUCAACCCCACCAAACACCAAGUGGCACAGAAAAAGAGGGACACUACCACAUCCUAGCAGGCCAUAACCCAGGUAAAAAAAAAACCUCACUCUGGACACAGUCUGUGUAAUAAGUCCAAUGCAAUGGAGUUAGAUGGUGCUGCACCGAUUGGAGACACAGUGGAGGAGCAGUGGAUCAGGAGGAUGUCGGAGCAGCAGAGUGCCCCGGAGCAGCUGGCUGCAGGGAAGAGCCAGGGUGGAGCUGGAGCCACAUAUAAGGUGUUGCUGUUUGAAUUUGAGAACUUCCAGGGCUGCAAGGUGGAGUUUUCAUCAGAUUGUAAAGAUGUGACAGAGAAGGGACUGGAGAAGGUUGGAUCUGUCAUAGUUGAGUCAGGACCCUGGGCGGGUUAUGAUCGGCAUGGCUUCACAGGGGAGCAGUUUAUUCUGGAGAAGGGCGAGUAUCCACGCUGGGACACCUGGACCAACAGUCAGAACAGCUACUCCCUCUUGUCUCUAAGGCCACUCAAAGUGGACAGUGCCGAACACAAGCUACAUCUGUACGAGAACCCUGGAUUUACUGGUAGAAAGAUGGAGAUUGUUGAUGAUGAUGUGCCCAGUUUGUGGGGCCACGGUUUUCAGGAUCGUGUGGCAAGUGUCAAGGCUCUUAACGGAACAUGGGUCGGCUACAUGUAUCCAGGCUACAGGGGGCGCCAGUUUAUCUUCGAGAGGGGAGAUUUCAAGCACUGGAACGACUGGGAGGCCCCUGCACCUCAGAUCCAGUCUGUCCGACGUGUGCGGGACAUGCAGUGGCACAAGAGGGGCUGUUUCACUGUCCCCGACCCAGCUCCGGUUCCCGGCCCAGGACCCGACCCCGACCCCGCCCCAGCACCUCCUGCCACAGCUGGAGCCAGCUGAGCAGGAUCCUCACACACCUCCCGCCCCCUCCCUCCCACAGCCUCACCCCACACUGCCGACAGUGCCUGCCCUCUGCCUUUACCUGACCAUGGCAAACACUGCUUGUGCCCAAAGAGGAGUGCCAUGUAUACGUUUCAGUGGCGAAUAAAAGUUGUUUGACCUGGAGUUGGCCCCUUUUUGUUGGUGAUGUCAUAAGUCAAGAUGGAAAAUGGCUUUAACUGAAAUAGUAAAGAUUUGGAAAAACACUGUCAGAGAUGUAAAACUGACAUUUAUGUGGAAAUAAUGUAGCCUACAUUUGGCAGAUAUUUUUCCUCAAGAUAAACUGCAGAUGUGUUUCGAAUUAAAUUCAUUUUUGAGUCAUGUUUUGCCACUUUUGCUGCUUGUGUUUUCCCAUUUUAGUGAGACAGCUGAAAGCCUCAUCCAGCUUUAGGAGCACAUGCAGUGAAUAUGUGGAUAUACGCAUCUGCUUAACAGCAAUGGAAGUGAUGUCAUACUUUAUGUAUGCUUGCUUAUUAAAACAGAGUGCACUGCAUUCCCUUCCAUAGUCGUCAUUUGUGCAUUUGAUGGUUGAUGAGCCUC
Molecule: messenger RNA, 2020 nt
Organism: Perca flavescens (yellow perch)
Lineage: Eukaryota; Metazoa; Chordata; Actinopteri; Perciformes; Percidae
Product: beta-crystallin B3
Exons: 6
Coding region: 671-1441 (256 amino acids)
Biological process (GO): lens development in camera-type eye; visual perception
Molecular function (GO): structural constituent of eye lens
Source: RefSeq, a predicted model, not a curated record